AUGCAGUUGCGAUCACGCGUGUUGACCACUGCCAUUGCUGCGUCGGGGCUGAUAGGUCUAUCCAGCGCGUCAAAUGGCCCUAAAAAUGAUACUCUGGUAACCCAGCAAAUUGACAAUCAACCUUAUCCGUACGAUUUUCCCAAGAUUGGCGUCAAUGGCACCGAUCUAUUUCCAAUGCGCUUGUGUAAUGGUUUCAAGCUGGAAGAAGCCACUAUUGAUGAUAUUCAAGCCGCAUUCAAUUCGGGCAACUUGACCAGUGUUCAAUUACUCAAGUGCUACUAUGAACGAAUUUACCAAGUGCAGCCCUAUUUGAAUGCUAUCCUACAAUUCAACCCUGAUGCAAUGAAUAUUGCGGUAGCUUUGGACGCGGAACGCCAGAAUGGAACGGUUCGAGGACCGCUACAUGGUAUCCCCUUUGUGGUCAAGGACAAUAUUGCCAGCAAAGACAAAAUGGAGACCACAGCUGGUAGUUGGGCCCUAGUGGGAUCUGUAGUUCCACGAGAUGCUCAUGUCGUGUAUCGCCUACGGGAAGCUGGUGCGGUGCUUCUAGGUAAGGCUGCCCUCAGUGAAUGGGCAGAUAUGCGUUCCAAUGACUACUCCGAGGGCUACUCGGGGCGCGGUGGACAGUGUCGAAAUCCAUACAACUUUACUGUUAAUCCUGGCGGAAGUAGUACAGGCUCUGGCGUUACUGUCAGCUCCAAUCAAGUACCUUUUGCUUUAGGAACUGAGACUGAUGGCAGCGUCAUCAACCCCGCUGAGAGAUGCGCAAUUGUCGGUAUCAAACCUACCGUCGGUCUCACAUCUCGGGCGGGUGUUAUUCCGGAGUCAAUCCACCAGGAUUCUGUAGGCGCCUUCGGGAAAACAGUACGCGAUGCCACAUAUGUGUUGGAUGCAAUAUAUGGAAUCGACCAGCGCGACAACUAUACACUAGCUCAGAAAGGCAAGACACCCAAAGGAGGAUACUCCCAAUUCUUGAAGGACAAAUCGGCACUUAAAGGUGCUGUGUUUGGGCUUCCGUGGCUGUCAUUUUGGCAGUACAACGAUCCAGCGCAAAACGCCCAGCUGCUUGAGCUUUUGGACCUUAUUCGUUCUGCAGGGGCCAACAUUAUUAAUGGGACAGAACUUCCAUACUACAAAGAUAUCGUCGAUCCCCAGGGGUGGAACUGGGAUUAUGGAGCUCAGCGUGGAUAUCCCAAUCAGUCAGAGUACACGUAUGUGAAGGUGGACUUCUACAAUAACAUCAAGACUUACCUUUCCGAGCUGGAAAACACCAACAUACGGUCGCUCGAAGACAUAGUAAAGUACAACGACGAUAACGCCGGAACCGAGGGUGGUAUUCCUGGUGUGAACCCGGCUUUUGCAUCUGGCCAAGACGGGUUCCUCGCGUCCCUGGCAACUAAAGGUGUCAUGAAUGAAACUUACUGGCAAGCAUUGACCUACUGCCAACGCACCAGUCGAGAAGAUGGUAUCGACGCAGCGUUAAAUUACAACGGCCACAAUCUAACUGCUCUUCUGGUGCCUCCUGACUUCGGUCCUACGUACGAAAUCGCAGCCCAGGCAGGUUAUCCAGUAGUUACCUUACCCGCUGGAAUCAACAAGGUAUCAAAAAUGCCGUAUGGACUUGCUCUCAUGGGUACUGCAUUCUCAGAAGCGACUCUAAUCAAGUAUGCGAGUGCUAUUGAGGAUCUACAGCUGUCGUCUGAUACACCUUGGAAGCGAAGUCUGCCAACUUGGAGUGGUUAUAUGGAGCGGAAUAUCCCCGUCAUCAAUGCUUGA
Talaromyces amestolkiae is the source of this 1776-nucleotide messenger RNA. RefSeq lists its product as uncharacterized. The transcript is spliced from 3 exons. The record is from RefSeq and is a predicted model, not a curated record. NCBI's taxonomy places the organism in Eukaryota, Fungi, Ascomycota, Eurotiomycetes, Eurotiales, Trichocomaceae. The coding region runs from base 1 to 1776 and encodes 591 amino acids.